This is a messenger RNA of Argentina anserina (silverweed cinquefoil), 1764 nucleotides long. Its product is annotated as UPF0481 protein At3g47200-like. NCBI's taxonomy places the organism in Eukaryota, Viridiplantae, Streptophyta, Magnoliopsida, Rosales, Rosaceae. The record is from RefSeq and is a predicted model, not a curated record. The transcript is spliced from 2 exons. Bases 206 to 1564 code for a protein of 452 amino acids.
CCGGGAUGCAAGCAUUCUACUGCAAUAAAUCGCUCAGGGAAACACACAAACAUUUAUAACAAGAAAUCUUUUUAGUAUGUGAUAAUCAGUCCUUGUAUGAGAAAGCUUCCAUUUCCUAUAUCAGGGGAGCAAGCAAUUUGUACAUACCAGUAAUCACCACCGCAUUGUCAUCCAUCUGAUACAAUAACAAUACAUCGAGAGGAAAAUGACAGCUGAAAGCCUUUGUCAAGCUUCAAAUGGCAUUGAACAGUACCCAAACAUUCGUCCAUUAGCAGAUUCAAUGAGAAAGGUGUUGGAUAACUUGUUUCCAUUAUCUCAUUCCUGUUGCAUCUGUAGGGUUCCUAAGCGGAUAAGUCAUGCAAGUGAAAAGGCCUAUACACCUCAGGUAGUCUCUAUUGGUCCACUUCACCAUGGGAAAGAAGGCUUAAAAGCAAUGGAAGAGCUCAAACAUAGGUAUCUGAAAGAAUUUCUGCAUCGUCAUCAAACUGUCACAAGCUUGGAAGAUUGUAUUAUGAAAGUGAAGGUAGAAGAACAAUUGCUGCGUAGUUGUUAUGCGGAGACCAUUGAGUAUGAUAGUGAUGAGUUUGUAAGAAUUAUCCUAGUGGAUGCUAUAUUCAUCAUUGAGGUCUUAUUGAGGUACAAUUAUGAGAAUCUGCAGACUGAAAAUGACCACAUAUUCAGAAAACCAAGGAUGUUGGGGGAUGUAUGGCCUGACUUGCGGAUGCUUGAAAAUCAGCUGCCAUUUUUCAUACUUGAAAAACUUUUCAAUGUUGUUGCUACAGAGGAGUAUUCGAUCAUCAAUAUCUCACACAAUUUCUUCAAGACUCUAAUGCAUAUAGAGGAAAUGGAAGACACUUUGCUGAGAAUAAGAUCUUCUCCGGUGGAACAUUUGGUUGAUUUCGUUUGGAAGUUAUACCCGCUGCCACCAUCACGACCGGCAACCUCGCAUAGGCCAUUGAUACCAGUGGAAGGACUAGAAAGCUCGCAUAGAGGGAAAAAUGAAACUCUAGCUACACUCGACAUGAAAGAGCUAUAUUUCGCAGGAGUCAAGUUUAAGGUGGGAUCUAGCAAAAAUAUUUUUGACAUUGGAUUCAAAGAUGGGACCUUGGAAAUCCCAAAGAUAACCAUAAGUGAUCAAUCAGAAGUUAACCUCACAAAUCUUCUGGUAUUUGAACAAAGCCAAUGCAAGAAGACAGAUAAUUACAUAAAUGAUUAUGUUGGCUUCUUAAACAUUCUUGUCAACACUCCAAAGGAUGUGGCUUUGCUAGUUGAGUAUGACAUUUUUGAGAAUAAGCUUGGGGACUUUAAAAAAGGGUGUACAAUGAUUAAGAACCUUGGUGAUAGGGUUAAUAUUGUGGCCUCCAAAUUCUAUUAUGCAGAUCUUUGUGAAGAGUUGAAUAAGCACUGCAGUAGGUCAUGGCACAUAUGGAAGGCAAAUUUGAAGCAUGAUUAUUUGAACACACCUUGGUCGACCCUUUCUGUCAUUGCAGCUGUAGUUCUCCUCAUACUCACUCUCAUACAGACAGUGUGCUCCAUUAUUGGUGUUCGUCAAACUCAUCAGUAAGUUGGUUUCUUCCUACCCUUUAACAUUUCACAUCAUCUCCAUGCCACCAUACAUGCUUUGUACUAGCGUAAAGGUAUGAGAUCUAGUCCCUGAGGGAGUUCUACAGUUGGUUCACCAACUGAAAUGUAGUGUUUAUCAGGAGACUACCAAUGUAAGUUGUGUAACAGAAAGAUUAUUAGGAAUACUUUUCCACCCUAUUA